CAGUCAGAAGUUGUGACAAUAUCAGUGUUGUAAUAGAAAUCUCAGCUCCCUACUAGGCAUUUCCAUGCCUGGAGCUAUUUUUCUGGGAUUACACUAAAGGGGAGUCCCCUCUCCUACUAGUUCCCACAGAGUGGCAGCAACACCACCUCUCAGCCCCACCUCUUUACCUCCAGGUGGCCCCAAAUGCUCUGUGAAAGAGCAUGGUUCAGGUGUCAGCAUUGCAACCUAUAAGAUUUGGGGUGGGCUGGAGAGGGUACAGAAGGCUUAGAUCAAAUGUCCUGAGUGAGGCAGGACCAGAUUCUCCCCCCGCACAAAAUUGCUGGGAAGUAGCUACCAUAAACUCCUAUUUUGCAUUAGACCAACCCCAGGCAUGAACUAAGACUAUUCCAUAGUCCUUAGAUUAGUCAUGGCCUUGAAGAGAAGACAGCAACUGAGCUGUGUCUGGCAGGGAGUCUGGAGUUUCUGGUUUCCAAGCUCAAGAAGGCGUGAGCCAGGGGAGGGGCCUCCAUGUAAGGGGAGGGCGGGAAGCCGGGAAGCCGGGGCAGGGCCCCAGUCAGCUAUGCAAUGCUGCGCUGCGCAAGUGGAGGCAACACAGAACAGAAAAAGCAUACCAGCAGUCUCCUGACACUCAGGGGAGUGGAUACUCCAGCUUUGACCACCUUAGACACCACUUCUGCUCCAAAGAUUCUAACUCCAUUUGUCAUUCUGAGGCCUCUGCUUAUCCUGCAUCCCAGAGAUGGAGCCACUACUAGGAGUAAAAAUUGGCUGCCUGUUUGCUCUGCUGGCUCUCACUUUAGGCAGCGGCCUUGUUCCCAUCUGCUUCAAAUGGUUCCGGAUUGAUGCAGCCACAGGUCGACACCGCCAAGUCCUCAGCCUCUUGGGCUGCACUUCUGCUGGUAUUUUCCUGGGAGCAGGGUUCAUGCACAUGACUGCUGAAGCCCUGGAGGAAAUUGAAUCAGAGUUGCAGAAGCUUAUGGCGCAGAACAGGACAGACAGUGAGGGAAAUUCUUCUGAUGUUGAUUCAGCUUAUAUGGAGUAUCCCUAUGGAGAGCUCAUCAUCUCCCUGGGCUUCUUUGUUGUCUUCUUUUUGGAGUCGCUAGCAGUGCAGUGCUGUCCUGGGGCUGCUGGAAGAUCAACGGUGCAGGAGGAACAAUGGGGAGGGACUGAUUUCUUGGAACUCCACAGCCAUGGCCCUCUCCCCUCGCCUUCACGGAGUCCCCUCCGAGCCCUCAUCCUCUUGCUGUCACUCUCCUUUCACUCAGUGUUUGAAGGUCUAGCUAUAGGGCUGCAGCCAACAGUAGCAGCUACCCUGCAGCUCUGCCUUGCUGUCCUGGCUCAUAAGGUGCUCGUAGUGUUUGGUGUAGGACUGCGGCUGGUACAGAUAGGCACUGGAUCACAAUGGGCCGUGUUCUCCAUACUAUCCUUAGCUCUCAUGUCCCCUGUAGGCCUGGCCUUUGGGCUGGCUGUGGUUGGAGGGGACCCGGAACAGGAGCGGGGCUUAACCCAGGCCGUGUUAGAGGGUGUGGCAGCUGGAACCUUCCUGUAUGUCACCUUCCUAGAAAUUCUGCCCCGGGAGCUAGCUGGUCCUGCGGCCCCUCUAGCCAAAUGGGGCUGUGUAGCUGCUGGGUUUGCCUUUAUGGCCUUUAUUGCCUUGUGGGUCUGAGAGACUCCUGGCUUUUCUGACGGGCCUAUCUAGGAUGAUCUCCCUACCCCCAGGAGACACCUCCCAACUGGCUUUGGCUCUUGGACAUUUCUUCACUGAGACUAAAUGACAUUCACUAGGUACUGUCUUCAUGGACUGGAUCCCAGCUGUUCCUUAUAUGAGAUCACAUUUCUCACCCAGAACCAAAAAAAGGAUAUUAUGGUUGAGUGCCUAUUAAUUGGAGAAUUGGUAUAGAGACCACUCCAAAGUUGACUCUUGUCCCAUUUAUACUACUGUGUGUAAUAAAAUGUUCAUUUUGCCCUUCUCCUUUAGCCAUAUUCUAUUUCAUUUCUCCUGGUUACCUAGAAGCUGCCUGGUGCAGGGAGUGGUGGAAUGGGAAGAAUGAGUACUGGAUGUAGUAUUUUCUUCUGGAAUUAGAGCUUCUAGCCAUUCUGUGAGUUGCCAGCCACGCCCCCAGGCCUGGGAGCUUUGCUGAAAUUCCAGCAAACCCCUCCCACCUUAGCCUCAGAAGUUGGGAAAAUGAGCCAGAGUCCCCAGUAUUUAAAGGGAAAGAAGUUUAAAAACAGAAACCAUGAGGAUUGGUCAUUUUCCUACACUCACCACCCUCCCUACUCCCAGUACCUAUUGUAAGCCACCCACAACAUACCCAGCUGACUCUCAAGAUAGCCUAAAUGGAGCCUAUUUCCAUCACGUUCCUGUUUUUCUUACUGAGCCCUGUGUGGCUUCAGGGAUACUAUUGCUCUUCUUUGGGCCCUCUAUCUCCUUCCGGUGCCUCGUGCUGAGGGAUUAAAAAGCUGUGUGUUUAGAGAGGGAGAAAGGCGCCAGGUAUUAAAUGCCUGGGGUGAUUAUUUGGCUCUGCCCGGACUUAGUAGCUUUCCUUCUGCCUGCCCUACAAAUUGUCGUUCAGUCUGAGUAACCCUUAUAGUGUGUUGCUUCUCUUAAAAACUGCUAAGGACAAAUGCAAAAGCAGGUUGUCUGGAAUUGAGGAGGAACAGGAUGACUGUUGCCUCGCCCCCAGGCUAUGAGAUCAAGGAAUAUCUCAGACUUAGUGGAGAAAUAGGGAAAGAGAACGGGUGCCCUGUGAGCUCUAUUGCCCUCACCAGUUUGCCCCUUCUAGUAUUUUCAGUGUGGAAGCCCAAGUAGCCUUAACACAGACAGAUAAGAUCUCCUGCAUUUCAUUCUUGUCUUUGUCUCCUCUCCAUGCUGUUCCCCUCCCUACAAAGUAAGAAAUACUAGCCUCCUCACAAGCCCAGUUUACACACCCAGGAAUCAGUGAGAAGGCAAGCUUUAGGCUAAAAUGAUUGAUUGGUAGAUAGAUAGAUAGAUGUGUCUAACACAGGAAAUAAUUUGUUUGAAGCACCAUCCUGUUGUGUUUUCCAUUUGGUAUUAAAUGCAGUAAUGUAAUAUACUCAGAACUGUACUUAGUUAUAGUAGUAAUAAUACAGUUUCUACAUUGAGCACCUGCUACUGUGCUACUGCUUUCACAUACAUUAUUGUACCUUCACAACCCUGACAGGUAGAUAUUAUCCCCCUAGUAAGUCUAGGGAAACUGGCAUUCAGAAAAGUCAAAUAAUUUGGUCACAUAAGCUAGCUUGAAGCUAGCUAGGCUUCAAGCCCAUGUUUCUAUGAUCUUAAGAAAAGCUCAAUAUAUAGAUUCUCUUCUCUUUUCUUACCUUUACCUUACCACCCCCUCCCAUCUCCCCAACCUGUAUGAUAUGAUCCCAGAAGAAAGCAGAUAGUACAUUGGAUAAUUGAGGCAAGAUUAGUAAGGGAGUAUUUAGUAAGGUGUGGGCAGGAUUUGAACAAAGCAACAAAUGAUGAUGCAAUACCGUGGGGCUGAGUAACAACAAUGCUGUUACCUAGGCUGAAGAGAAGGAGCAGCUACCAGAAAGUAGAGACGGCCAUCCAAUAAAAGCUGUGGCCUCUAGUCAGGGAUGCAACCAACCUGCAGGGACCCAGUAAGGAAAGACCAGGGGAAAACUCUCCUACUGUUUGAUUUACUGCUAAUACCUCAUACUGGGCAAACCCAAACAGAAGCCAGAACAUAAAAAUGUCUGUUGGUGCAUUGCAGGGAGAUCAGCUUCAUGGGGCAUAAAGCAUAAUAAAGAGAUCUAGAGGGGCAAGCAGAAGAUGCCACACAUACCAUCCAUUCUCUGCUAUUCACAACUGAAGUGAUUUUGCCAAGAUUUUGGAAGGGACACAAUUAUAUGGAAGCCAGAGAGCCUAUUUCUAGUACAGAGGAUCUGUAUGGCUAUAGAAAGGAGACUUAAGGAGAAGUACGUUAGACUGUCAGGGCUCUUGAUCAUGUUCUGGACCACUGAUGCUAUUAGCAUUGAGGUAAAUGAGUCAGAGGUUGGGAUAUUAGCAGCAUGGGUAAGUCAUGCACUUCUGCCUUUUACUAUCCCAGGAGCCCUUGCCUUCCCCUUUAGCCUCCUCUGCAUUCAGCUAUCAAGGCGUACUUUCCUUCCCCAGGCCAUUUCCUUUCCUUCUCCCAAAAUUCUUACCAAUCAGGACCAGAACCAUCUUUAGUUUGAACCAUAUUGUAUCAAGAGCUGGAAUAAAGAUAGAGAAUUGCUCCAUAUAGAUAAUAUCAGGGGAGAAGAUCAGGACCAGGAAAAGGAGAUAAUCUUUGAUCAUUUUCGAAAGACAUAAAUUCCCAACAAGGAGCCAGAGAAGGCUAUAGGGCAGCAGAAGAUGAAUGUGAUUUCUGAAUGAGGUUGAAACAAGAAGGCCCCAAUAAGAACAGGCAUAAAAACCACAGGACAGGCCGGGCGCGGUGGCUCUCGCCUGUAAUCCUAGC
Microcebus murinus (gray mouse lemur) is the source of this 4463-nucleotide messenger RNA. It is a transcript of the gene SLC39A2, whose product is annotated as solute carrier family 39 member 2. Gene Ontology annotation, cellular component: plasma membrane. The record is from RefSeq and is a predicted model, not a curated record. Gene Ontology annotation, molecular function: zinc ion transmembrane transporter activity. NCBI's taxonomy places the organism in Eukaryota, Metazoa, Chordata, Mammalia, Primates, Cheirogaleidae. Gene Ontology annotation, biological process: zinc ion transmembrane transport.